Messenger RNA from Rotaria sp. Silwood2, 276 nucleotides. Lineage: Eukaryota; Metazoa; Rotifera; Eurotatoria; Philodinida; Philodinidae. The record is from the annotation of a GenBank genome assembly.
AUGUUACUUUCAAUUCAUAUUGUUCGAUCAAUGUUCCUGUUUUUAGUGACUCGAAAACCUGGUCAGUUACAUAAUCUUGUAUCAAUGAAUGAUGAUGAUAGAAUAUUAAAAGAUGUUAUAGAAAAUAAUGAUAAUGAAUUUAUAUUUGCACCACUUGAUAUAAAUCAAGAUAAACCAAACGAAAGAAAUUCUAAUAAUAAUAAUACUGCUGAAGAUAUAUCAAAUGAUGGAAUUUAUUUAGCGUUACAAGAUUCUAUCAAAGAUAGGCAAACAUAA